AUGCCGCUCGCCCAGCUCGCCGAGCCUUGGCCCAACAUGGAGCUGGUGCCGCUGGACACGGAGAAUGGGCAGGCUGCUCCAGAAGAAGGUGGGAAUCCUCCAGCCAAGGCAAAGUCAGACAUCCCUUGGAUAGAGAAGGACCUGGAGCCAGCAGACAAGGGUGAAGGUGUUGUGAAGGAAAUCAACAUCACCCACCACGUGAAGGAAGGUUCAGAGAAAGCUGAUCCCUCACAGUUUGAGCUCCUGAAGGUGCUGGGCCAGGGCUCCUUUGGCAAGGUUUUCUUGGUGAGGAAAAUAACUCCACCAGACAGCAACCACCUCUAUGCCAUGAAAGUGCUCAAGAAGGCAACACUGAAAGUGCGUGACCGAGUGAGGACAAAGAUAGAAAGAGACAUCCUGGCUGAUGUCAACCAUCCCUUCGUGGUGAAACUACACUAUGCAUUCCAGACCGAGGGGAAGCUGUACCUCAUCUUGGAUUUCCUCAGAGGAGGUGACCUCUUCACUCGCCUUUCCAAGGAGGUGAUGUUCACUGAGGAGGACGUGAAGUUCUACCUGGCAGAGCUGGCUCUGGGGCUCGACCAUUUGCACAGCCUGGGAAUCAUCUACAGGGACCUCAAACCUGAGAACAUCCUCUUGGAUGAAGAAGGCCAUAUCAAGCUCACAGAUUUUGGCUUGAGCAAGGAGGCCAUAGACCAUGAGAAGAAAGCCUACUCCUUCUGUGGCACUGUGGAGUACAUGGCACCAGAGGUGGUGAACCGCCAGGGCCACUCCCACAGUGCUGACUGGUGGUCCUACGGCGUGCUGAUGUUUGAGAUGCUGACUGGCUCGCUGCCCUUCCAGGGGAAGGACAGGAAGGAGACCAUGACUCUCAUCCUCAAGGCGAAGCUGGGCAUGCCGCAGUUCCUGAGCACCGAGGCGCAGAGCCUCCUGCGAGCCCUCUUCAAGCGGAACCCAGCCAACAGAUUAGGUUCUGGACCAGAUGGGGCAGAAGAAAUCAAACGCCAUCCUUUCUACUCCACCAUUGACUGGAACAAGCUGUACCGCAGGGAGAUCAAACCUCCCUUCAAGCCUGCCGUGGGGCAGCCAGAUGAUACCUUCUACUUUGACACUGAGUUCACCUCACGGACACCAAAAGACUCCCCUGGCAUCCCCCCCAGUGCAGGAGCACAUCAGCUCUUCCGAGGCUUCAGCUUCGUGGCCACAGGACUGAUGGAGGAUGGCAAAGUGAAGCCUGCCCAGCCCCCUCUGCACUCCGUGGUACAGCAGCUGCAUGGCAAGAAUGUGCAGUUCAGUGAUGGCUACGUGGUGAAGGAGGCCAUCGGCGUCGGCUCCUACUCGGUCUGCAAGCGCUGCGUGCACAAAGGCACCAACAUGGAGUACGCCGUCAAGGUCAUCGACAAGAGCAAGAGAGACCCUUCUGAGGAGAUCGAGAUCCUGCUGCGCUACGGACAGCACCCAAACAUCAUCACCCUGAAAGAUGUGUACGACGAUGGGAAGUUCGUGUACCUGGUGACUGAGCUGAUGAGGGGAGGAGAGCUGCUGGAUAAGAUCCUCAGACAGAAGUUUUUCUCAGAGAGGGAAGCCAGUUCAGUGCUGCACACCAUCUGUAAGACAGUGGAGUAUCUGCACUCCCAGGGGGUGGUUCACAGGGACUUGAAACCCAGCAACAUCCUCUACGUGGACGAGUCAGGGAACCCCGAGAGCAUUCGCAUUUGUGACUUUGGCUUUGCCAAGCAGCUGAGGGCUGAGAACGGCCUCCUCAUGACCCCCUGUUACACAGCAAACUUUGUGGCACCCGAGGUGCUGAAACGCCAAGGCUACGAUGAGGGCUGUGACAUCUGGAGCCUGGGGGUGCUCCUGUACACCAUGCUGGCAGGCUGCACCCCGUUUGCUAAUGGUCCCAGUGACACCCCAGAAGAGAUCCUGACCCGGAUAGGUGGGGGGAGGUUCUCCGUCAGCGGAGGCAACUGGGACACUAUUUCUGACAUGGCCAAGGAUCUGGUGUCCAAGAUGCUCCACGUUGAUCCUCACCAGCGCCUCACAGCCAAGCAGGUCCUGCAGCACCCCUGGAUAACCCAGAAGGACAGCUUACCCCAGAGCCAGCUGAACCACCAGGACCUCCAGCUUGUCAAGGGGGCCAUGGCUGCCACCUACUCUGCACUGAACAGCUCCAAGCCAAGCCCCCAGCUGAAGCCCAUUGAAUCCUCCAUCCUGGCACAGAGGAGGGUGAAGAAGCUUCCUUCCACCACACUGUGA
Molecule: messenger RNA, 2256 nt
Organism: Indicator indicator
Lineage: Eukaryota; Metazoa; Chordata; Aves; Piciformes; Indicatoridae
Gene: RPS6KA1
Product: ribosomal protein S6 kinase A1
Exons: 23
Coding region: 1-2256 (751 amino acids)
Biological process (GO): protein phosphorylation; positive regulation of DNA-templated transcription; intracellular signal transduction
Molecular function (GO): magnesium ion binding; ribosomal protein S6 kinase activity; ATP binding
Source: RefSeq, a predicted model, not a curated record